AUGUUGAAUUAUAAUCCCGAAAGAUUUGACCCAAGCACUACACCAUGUGCAAUGCCUUUUAUUAAGGACGGUGAAAUCGUAAGAGUUCCGGAUUCAACGGUUUAUACUGCUGUUCAAAACAGUUUACAAAACAUUUUAGCGAAUAUCUUUAAUUCAGAAACUACAGAAAUAAAAUUACCAUAUAUAACAGAUGCUAAAGAAAUUAAAUCAAAAACGACAACAUUAUUUACGUCACUUAAUGAUUUAAUGACUUAUAUCAUUAAUAUUCCUGCACCAACUACAGCAUUUGAUCCAAACUCGACGGUUUGCAGUGUACCUUUCAUAAAGUCGCAAACGGACUCUUUGAGUCCUGAAGGUCUUUCAGACCGAAGCGACCAGGGCGAAGCCCAUGACAGUUCAUUAAUUACUUUAAGGGAUUCAACAGUUAAUGAAUCAUUAAAGGCGUCAUUAAUGAAAAUCAUUGAUUUUAACUCAUUCACGAAUACAUAUAAUUCAUUCAUUAAUGUUUCAUAUGCUUCUAAAGAAGGUGAGCCAAAAACUAUCGAUAAAGCGGUGUAUGAAAUAAAAGCAUCAACGACGAAAUUGAAUUCGUUAACUUUUGACGGUGAUAGUUUCGUUAAUGACAUAACAUCGGGGAAAACAAUUUUAACGAAAGAAUAUUUAAAAUCUCAUGUUAGUGAGUUCGUUGAAAUUGAAAAAGAAGGUGGAAUUAAGUUCGAUCCACUGAAUUUCAUUUUCAGCUUAGCGAAUGCGGGUGUUAGUUUCGCUGAAUGGACAACUAUACAGAGUGAAAUAAAUGCAAUAUGGACGUUUUUGGGGUCAAAAGCGGGAAUGGGUGAGCUUGUAAAUGCUGCAAGAACAUUAGGUGAAACAGGAAAUUUUGUAGAUGGUUUUAAAAGACUUGUUUCAAAUGUUUUAA
Messenger RNA from Trichomonas vaginalis G3, 919 nucleotides. RefSeq lists its product as uncharacterized. The transcript has a single exon. The annotation marks the transcript as partial. Lineage: Eukaryota; Parabasalia; Trichomonadida; Trichomonadidae. The record is from RefSeq and is a predicted model, not a curated record.